CUUCCGGCUCCAGCUGCUUGGGGCUUCUGCUGACGGAGCGGAGCCUGCGGCGCCGGGAUGGUGUUGCUGGAGAGCGAGCAGUUCCUGACGGAGCUGACCAGGCUCUUCCAGAAGUGCCGCUUGUCGGGCAGCGUGUUCAUCACCCUGAAGAAGUAUGACGGUCGAACUAAACCCAUUCCAAGAAAAGGUUCUGUGGAGGGCUUUGAGCCCUCAGACAACAAGUGUCUGUUGAGAGCUACUGAUGGGAAAAAGAAGAUCAGCACUGUGGUGAGCUCCAAAGAAGUCAAUAAGUUUCAGAUGGCUUAUUCAAACCUCUUGAGAGCCAACAUGGACGGGCUGAAGAAGAGGGACAAAAAGAGCAAGAGUAAGAAGAGCAAAGCAGCACAGUGAAGGGCACCCGAGUGCCUGCUUUCACCCACUAGCCACUGAAUGCUCUUUUUCCUUUGGCUUUUACUUUUGGCCACAAAGCUAGGUUUCUGGUUCCCCUACAGUAACUGUUUUCAUGUGAGAUUAGGGUCAUUUUGGAUGGAAGAAGGGCUGCAGUAUUUAUAGGGUAGUUGUGAGAAGUCGGUUUAUUUUAGAUCUGGCUAAUUGUUUCUUUGUGCUGCAUGGUUGUAUGUUCCUGGAUUAUAGUUUAAAGUCUCUGUAUCUGUGUGAAGAGCAACGUUUCAUUAAACCUGUGUUUAUCAGCACUGAC
This is a messenger RNA of Ceratotherium simum simum (southern white rhinoceros), 697 nucleotides long. RefSeq names its product signal recognition particle 14 (gene SRP14). Gene Ontology annotation, cellular component: signal recognition particle, endoplasmic reticulum targeting. Gene Ontology annotation, molecular function: endoplasmic reticulum signal sequence receptor activity; 7S RNA binding. NCBI's taxonomy places the organism in Eukaryota, Metazoa, Chordata, Mammalia, Perissodactyla, Rhinocerotidae. Gene Ontology annotation, biological process: SRP-dependent cotranslational protein targeting to membrane. The record is from RefSeq and is a predicted model, not a curated record.